UAACCAGUUAUCUGACAGUUUCUGUUUCGUUUUUGACAUUCUUCUUUAUUUUGACAUUUAACCGGACUUAUUUACAAAUUAAAGAAAAAACAACUGAACAAUUCUGUUAAAAAAAGAAAAUAAAUACAAAAUUAUUUUUAAUCUCUUUUUCAAAACCUCACUUCUGAACAUCCGUAUCCGUAUUCGUGUGUAAAAGAACAAAAACGCGGUGAUAUCUCUCAAAAAAAUAGAGUGAGAGCGAAAUAGUGUUUCUCUUCUUUUAUUUAUUUUGUUGUUGUUGCAUCGUAUGAAUCGUGUUAAGUUGAUGAGUGUGAAAGAGAACAAAACCCUCCCCUUCACUUCUCAUUUAAACGAAGUAUAUAAAAGAUCAAUGAACGAUUAUGAAUGGAAACGGUAGAGUGAGAGGGAAAAACGCAACAUAAAACCGACAGCUGGUAAAUAAGUUGUUCUGUGCUGCCGCACCGUGUCGCUCUUAUAUACUCUUUGUUAUAUACUUUUCAAGUGAAGUUUUUUGUUUUUGAUUGAUUUGAAGCUAAACCAAACGACCUUUACCGCCGGGCCAGACAUUAUUCGACCAACAGUCGUGCUGUAAGGUAGUUUUACGGUAUUUUUACUACUGCUGUCUUGUCGAUAAGGCCCGUUACAACGUCGGAUUUUUAAAUAUACACAAUAAAGAGAGUGAGAGAGAGAUAUAUAAAACAAAAGAGAACCAUAGAAGAAGCCAUCUAAUCUAAAGCACCGGUUUUUUCUUCUAUUGUGAAUUCGAAGAGAAUAAUUAAUUUUUGUUUUAUACAUUUUACCUUCGCGUUGUUAUUCGCUGGAUAAAUUACCGUCGCGUCGCGUCGUCUUUUAAGGCCAACGCGCAGUUAAAAAGAUAAAAGAAUAAGAAAAAUAAUUUAAGUAAAUUUUGAAAAAAAAUAAUUCAAAUUUAUUUUGUGAUUAGAAAGAGAAUUUAAAUUUUACACCACCACCACAGUGAAAGUGAAAUUUUUAAGUGAAAUAAAAUUGUUUUUAAGGAAACUUAAAUGGAUUAUGGAGUUUUCUUUAAAUUUAAAUAAAAUUCAAAUUCCAAAAAUCGCUUUAGCAUAAGCGUCGUCGUCUGCCCCCUUCUGACAAAUGUGGAUUAUUAGGUACCCCCCAUCGAGAAUUCAACUCCGAAUGGACCAAAUGCUUCGAUAAAUUCAGAGUGGAUUAAAUGAUUUAUCAAGCAGACCAAAGGUUGCAUGAAGCGAAGAUGUCGCCAAUGCCACUGCCAGGAGCUACAAACAUAAUGGCGCCAACUGAAACUCCAUCACAUUCCAUGCCAACAACAACAGUUGCGGCAUCUGUCACAUAUAAUAAACAAAUAAAUACAAAUAAAAUGACAGAUAACAAGACACAAGAAAAAGACAAAAAACAAAAACAACAACAAAAUCCAAAACAACCGGUUGACAUCAGUAAUGACAUCACCAAAAGUAAUAAAAUAAAACAAGAUGACUUUCCAGCAAUCAAAGACAAUAAAGAACCAUCUUCUACUGAUUGGCCUCCACAAUUAUGUUCAUCCUCAUCAUCAUCAUCUUCCUCGUCAUCAUCAUCUUCAUCGUCCUCAUCAUCAUCAUCAUCAUCGUCUUCCUCGUCAUCAUCCUCCUCCUCGUCAUCUUCAUCGUCGUCGUCGUCAUCUUCUGCAUCGUCAGUAUCUUCAUCGGCAACAACAGCUAAAUGUGAUAGUAGCAAUUUACAAAUCAAAACCGAGUGUAGUGAAGAAGAAGCUGUUCAAGUUGGCAGUUCAAGUUCUUCUUCAGAAAAAAACCCACAAACGACGUCAACGACAUCUACUACAUCACCAACGACGAUAACGGUGACGGUUGACAGCAGCACUAAUGGAAUCUCUUCUUCUACUUCAUCUUGUGGACCUGAUGUCCCUUCUGAUUCUGCUGCUUCUGAUGACGUCGCUGCCGAAUCGAACAACCAAGACGAUGAGACUGAAAAGGAUGAUGACGAAGAAUUCUCAGAGAAUUUUGGCAAACCCCGACGGCUAUUACUAACAGAUCUCAAUUCACAUAUCGUAUGCAAUUUAUGUCAUGGAUAUCUGAUAGAUGCCACAACUAUUGUCGAAUGUUUACACUCAUUCUGUCAUAGUUGCAUUAUAGAGCAUCUACGAACGGAACACUAUUGCCCUCAGUGUGAAAUGAUGAUUAACACUGCCAAACCAAAUAUAAAACCUGAUACGACGUUACAAGCGAUUGUCUACAAAUUGGUACCGGAAUUAUAUGAAAAGGAACUCAAACGAAAACGUGCCUUCUAUAAGAAUCGGCCUGAUGAAGCUGCAUUAGCAACCCCCGAACAGAGAGGUGAAGAUACAGAACAUUUGAUAUUUAGUCCGAAGGAGUAUAUGUCGCUGUCAUUGGAAUAUGCUGACAUAGAUGAACACGUCAACAUCAACGACGAAAUGAUGGCACAGCUUUUAAAGCCCAAAUAUUUGCAGUGUCCGGCAAUAUUUACCGUUAGCCAUUUAAAGAAAUUCGUCUAUGGUAAAUUUGACAUUGAUUCGAGUAGUUUUAGCGUCGAUAUUAUGUACAAAGUUAAGACAAUAGUCCUCUUGGAUCAUUAUACUCUAAUGGAUGUAGCGUAUAUUUAUACCUGGAAGCGUGAUGCUCCGAUGCGGUUCUACUUUCGAGUGAAACAAAGGCUAAGAAAGAUCAAACCGAAAGUGAAAACUAACUCCAAUAUCAAAGCAGUUCCCAAUUCAGCAGCAGCAAUAGUACCAAAAGAAGAAAUGCCAGUAGUUGAAAAAUUGGAUCUUAAUUUGCCAGCUGUGGGUAUGACAGUUAUUCACAAUAACCCAGAUCCGUCACCAAACUCGGAUCUUUUGAAAAUUGCUACCGAAAUCAAGGAAGAAAUCAAUAAAAGUCCAAUCAAGGAAUCGAUAGUAUAUUUGAAAAAAGAAAAUUUUUCUCAGGCUCCCUUAAAAGAAAUUCAGAUUCCAGUCAAAGACACAGGAACGAUGACCGAGAAUGAAUCGCUGAAGACCAAUAAGCUGAGAAUAACUCUGGUGGGUAAGCAGACAAAACAAUUAAAGGCAAUACUAUUGUCUCCAAGCGGUGAGAGUCCGGCAAAGAAUUUAAAUAAGUCCCACCACAAACAGAAGGAUAACUCUCCACCGGAGAAAGACGAACGAAAAGUCGAGAAUAUCAAGCUUAAAAUAGACCUGUCCAAGCAGAAUAGUGUAACCAUCAUUAAUAUGUCCGAUCCGGAUCGAAAGGAAAUUGUCAAACCGGUCAAACCGGAAAAAGAAUGGAAGGUCAAAAAUAAGAAAGACAAGAAAGAUAGUCAAAGCAAUGCUGCUAAAAUAUUGAGGGAUUUCCGUAAGGGUCGUUCUUCUUCUCCCUUGACAGUUCCCCCAUUGACAAUCAAAGCGGGAAGAAUUAGUCCUGCCAGUUCGAAAGUACCAAAAUCUCCCAAAUCUCCAAAGUCUCCUAAAUCUCCUAAGUCUCCCAAAUCUCCUAAAUCUCCACCUACACCCGAUCCAAUUGAGGACCCACAAUCACAAUUUCUGAAAUCGUUUGCUCUCACCCCUAAGAAAGAUCUCCCACCAUCGCCACCUAAGAAGGAGGUUAAGAAACUUGAACCUUUGACUUUGACAUUUUCACCUGUUUCAAAGCCUACUGUGCCUUUUCCAUCACCAGUUACUUCCCUGAUGGGACCACCUUUGAAUCUUCCUUCGAAACGCAAGAACAAGGAUGUGAUCAAGAGUAAUCCAAAGAAGCCCAAGUGCGUCUUCGAGCCAACUAUCACUCCGGAUAAUUAUAAAAUCAAGCUGCCUUUGUUGCCGGCCGAAGUGAAGAAGGAAGAGAAACUCGCCAAAUUGAAGGAGAAAGAAAGCCGGAAGAAGGAGAGCGAAAAAGCCGACGAGAAGCUAAUGCCCCCACCUGUGACAGUUGGACCAAUGUCCAUAACCCUUUCACCUCCAAAGUUAAUUCCCAAUCUGCCUCUGCCGUCACCUCCGACAAGUAUCAUGAAACCACCAAGCGAACCAGUCAAAAAACCAAACAAGCUCCCUGUCAAAUUUGCUCCGCCUGGAUCACUUACGCCUCAUCCAAUGAAUGCCCCACACAAGGCUUCUCCGGGAAGUCGGACACCAGUGGCGAAGCGAUUCCAGCCGAUUUUACCCAAAGGAGGCAGACCCAAUCCAUUUGCGAACAUUCCCAACGACAUGAACAAGAUUUUGAAAGACGCAGGCACUGAAAUCAAGUCUAUUCCAUCCAAUGACAAUACGAAGAAAAAGAUUUAUGGCCCGAAAACUCCCACAAGUAGCUCAGCUUCUCCACCGCAGCCGGCCCACAAGACACCAACACAAGUGCCAGCUAACCAGACUCCAAGUGGUAAGAAUGGAAACAUCUCUAACUACCUUAACUUUGCUCUCUUCAAUGCGAGUAAAUCGAGGGGCAAUGAGGUUCCUCCAGGCUGCCGCACUCCGAUGUACACCCCCAAUUCACCUAUCUACUCACCCAAUUCACCACAAUAUGUGCCCAACUACAACAUUCCUACCCAACCCACCUACAAAUACACCCCCAAACCGAACACGAACUCGAGCUACUUGCAGAAUGUCUUAGGCGGUAACACCAACCAGAUGUCUAGUUUGUUCCCAGCCCCACCUACAAAGAAGCCUGAAGUAGCCGCCGCCGGCAACAACAACCGAUCUUCCCCACCAGCCCAGAACACAUCUCCACAAAAAGUGGAUGAUAGUAUAUUGGAGAAGCACCUCAAACGAAGCUUUCCAUUUUCAAAAAGUCCAAGUCCCAUCGAGGAUCCCCCAGAGAAGCAGCUGAAAGUCAAGUCUCUGCUAAACUCCUGCAACAUCAGUAUUCCAUCUUCGCUGUCGAUUACAAUAACCCGUGAUGACGGUGAACUGCCCGCCAACAGUUCAUUCAAUCCAAAGCAUAAAAGUCCAGUGAAUAAUUACAUCGAAAUACUGAAACUUCCCGAAACUCCAGCGGCAUCAGACAAUGAUAAACAGCGACAGCUUCAGGGCCUAAAACCUCCUCAGCAGCAAAAUAACAUUAACCAAUCGGUUACCAUCCAUAGUAUUUCCACUCCCAAGUCGCCACAGGCACAAUCACAGGCUGUACGAAGUAGUAUGUCCUCAAUGACAAACACCACUCCAAGUAUGACCAUGACAAUAACACCUUCUGCCAAGCAAGUUCCAUCUUUGAAUCCAAUCGAAAAGAAAAAUAACAAUCACAACAACAAAACAGUUUCGAGUACGACGAUGUCGCCUAGUGACGGCAAAAAGACUCCAAGCCCUGACAAACGCUCCAACGGAUCAGCUCCCAACUCGGCGGAAAAGAGAUCCGGCUCGGAAUCGGGCUCGCCAAAAAGUUCUUCGUCGGAUGUUCCAUCUUCAAAGAAAUUCCGUCAUAUCUUGCCACGAACGACAACGCCAGAUCAGAAAGCCACCGAGAUGCUUAGUUCAUUUCUUCAAAGUAACCUCUCCCCAUCGACUAAUCAAAAAUCUGUCCAGAAAAAGACUUCCACCUUCAAGAAGUCUCCCACACCGCCUAACUUUAAUAAUAUGUCCCCUAUGAACGGCAACGUGUCAAAAAAAUCUCCUCCAUUGAAUCUUGCUGCCAAGCUUUCAACACCCCACACCUCCCCAGUUAACGUGUUGAACAACAACAGCACAAACAACAACAACAAUAUUCACAAGAACAAGAGCUCUCCAAAAGUGCAGCAACAACAACAAACACAAGCGCCCGAUUUUCCUCUUUUGUCUGUUAAAAAGCUACCACAACAAAUGCCAAAUGUUGUUAUGUCGCCUUUAGGAGCAACACAGCCCUCGCUAGCUGAUCUAAAUAAGAUUAUCAAAGAAGCCAUGAUCCGAGCGAAAGCCCAAACAGCAGCAGCAGCCCAACAGAAUAGCUCUAACAUCGCCCACAGUGUCAAUGCUCCGAACAUAUUCUUCCCCUAUCCACAAUCCCAAUGCGCUUCAAUCUACAGCUACCCCCAAGCGUACAUCAUGGAACACUUUUCCCGAAUGCGUCGCGCUGGAAACGAAGCCCUCGAACAGUACAUGCUCAAGUUAAAGAAUUUGGAUUCCAAGAACUCAGAACAAUCCCUUCCGAUUGACGGCCAGAGAAGUCCGACAUCCACAAAGUCAACAUCUGUUGUCUCAAGUCCCACCAACGAAGCCAGAGCCUCAUCCAAAUAAGAAGUAUACCAAUGGAAUAUAAUUCCAUUGAACCUACAGCCCCCCGCCCCACAUACGAUUCCAAACCAAAACGUUCCUUUAAUCCUAAUCUUUUGUUGUUUUUGUAAAGUAAGUUAUAAGAUUCCAGGGCCGGCCUGGGUCCGCCUUUGUAAAUAAAACUAAAAAAGAAUGAUAAUUUUUUAAAUUAAAAAACGAAACAUAAAAAACAAUGAACCAUUAAAAUGCCAUUUUAAAUAAUUAGUUAAUUUUUAAUUUUAAUUGUUAAAUUAGUUUUUAAACAAAUUUAAUUUUUUUACAACAAUUAUUGUUUUGCUAUAAAAUGAUAAAUAAAGAAAUAGAAAGCAGAAAUAAAAUAAAUUAUGUUAAACAAUUAAUUAAUUAAGUUACAGCUCUUUAAAAGAAUAAUCUAGAAUUAGUGUAGGUGGUAUUCAUUAAAAAACAUUAAAGCAUGCUCAGUAGUUAUUGUGUUCAAACACGGUUUUUCUUAUGCUAUAAAUAUUUCAAUGUCACAAUAUUAUUGUUUUUUUAUUGUUUUGUUAUAAAUAUAAUUAUUUGCUAAGGAAAUAUAUAAAAAUAAUAUAUAUUUAAUUGAAAUGUAAAUAAAUUAUUAUUAAAUAUUGUAGUAGCACUUUUUUCUAAAUUAUAUUAUUUAUAUUAUUAAAUAAACAAUAAACAAAAAUACAAACAAAAUAAAUUAAAAGAAAUGUAAAAAUUAAUUUAACAUAAGAUGUGUAUGCGCUAAGUAUUUCUA
Molecule: messenger RNA, 6938 nt
Organism: Eupeodes corollae
Lineage: Eukaryota; Metazoa; Arthropoda; Insecta; Diptera; Syrphidae
Gene: Psc
Product: polycomb group protein Psc
Exons: 5
Coding region: 1196-6187 (1663 amino acids)
Biological process (GO): negative regulation of transcription by RNA polymerase II
Cellular component (GO): PRC1 complex
Molecular function (GO): promoter-specific chromatin binding
Source: RefSeq, a predicted model, not a curated record